Trichechus manatus latirostris (Florida manatee) is the source of this 1557-nucleotide messenger RNA. Its product is annotated as E3 ubiquitin-protein ligase TTC3-like. The record is from RefSeq and is a predicted model, not a curated record. Gene Ontology annotation, molecular function: ubiquitin-protein transferase activity. Gene Ontology annotation, biological process: ubiquitin-dependent protein catabolic process. NCBI's taxonomy places the organism in Eukaryota, Metazoa, Chordata, Mammalia, Sirenia, Trichechidae. Bases 1 to 654 code for a protein of 217 amino acids. The transcript has 4 exons.
AUGGUUGGUGACCUUGACAAGGGCAGUUUGGGGGAUGUUGGGACAGCUGUUUUUGAUGACCCUCUCUAUAAACAGUGCACCUGUGUGGUGUGUCCCUCACAGUACCGACCUGAGUCUUCGCGCCCUGAUGGACAGCAGACAGCAGUUCACCAGGAUGCCAGUGCUUCCCCAGAAAAGGCUCCUGCCGAGGAGUCUGAAGUCGCCCGGCUGCUAGCCUGUGCCAAGAAGGCUGUCCAGGCAGCUCAGUCAAAGCAAAGCCCCGGGGCUGAUCAGAAACCGCCUUGUCCUCAAGGACGUGGGACUCGUUCAAACCAGUCUCUGAAGAAGCCAUUCAAUAGUAUCAUUGAGCACCUGGCGGCAGUAUUCCCAUGCUACAGCAGCUCCGAGCUUGCUGGGUUUGUUAAAAAAGUGCGAACCAAGAGCUCACUUUUAGGACUGAGUAUUGAUGAAACUGUCGGGAGAGUGAUAGAACACAUCCUCACUGAGCAGAAGAAGAAGCCAAAUCCAGGGACAGAUCAGAGGACCUCUGAGCCCAGCUCUGCUGCUCCUGCCACCAAGUCCUCUGGGAGCCAACCCUCAGCACCUGCUGGAGCGUCACCCAAAACCCAGGGCCAAAAACAAGAAGAUGGGAGUGCCGUCCCCGUGACUGUAUAGUUGUUCUUGUCUUUGUGCUUUGUUAUUUUAAUGAAGAACAAGAAGGAAAAGAAGCUUUUAAUCUGUGACUUAGCCCCUUCUUUUCAUUUCUAGACCGAAUUUAUUUGAUCUUAAAAUUAGCAACCAGAGUUAGAGGUACUCGAGUGUGGAGCAUGUCCAGUUAGAACAGGAGUCAGCAAAAUGACAGGGUUUUGGUCUCUCUGUGUUCUUCGGCCCCACACAGAGAGGGGGCCACAUACCCAGGCCCCAGAGCCACUCUGACCAGAUGGUGGGGACUGGGUGUCUGCCACCCUGCCCUUGUUUCAUUGCAGACACUCAGGUGCUUUAAAAUUUUUAUGCUGAGUGUGGUAUUUUGAAGAGAUGGGAAAAUGAUUUUUGAAUCAUUUUAUUCUAUGUAAAUAUGGGCUUUGGAAUCACACAAACCUGGUCCCAUCACUUCAUAUAACACUGUGAGCCUGGACAUGUUUCUUAAUUUCUCUGAGUCUCCAAUUCCUUAUCUGUAUAAAAAAGAACGCCAUCUGCUCACCCGGGUUGUUAGCUGGAUUUAAUGCUGCAGUAGGCUCAACCGGGCCCAAGCACUGUGCUCAGGAAAGGCGAGUUCUUCUUCCCUCCAGUGCCUGGGAGGGCAGUUUACAUCCUCUCCCAGCUAUUGAUACUUAGGUGAAUGAUUAAUUUUUUACUCCCUAUUCCUCUCUUCCUCCAUCUCCUGGUAACCACUAACCUUCUUUUGUCUCGAUGGAUUUACCUAUUCUAGAUACUUUAUAUUGAUGAAUGAUUAAUUUUUAGCGUUUAAGCUAGUACCAUACUUUAAGUAUGGUAUGAAAUAAAUCGUCAUUUGUAACAUUUGAUCUGGGAGUCUGUUAACUAUGUAAAACAGUUUUUUCUCUGAGAAGAUCAGAACUU